Messenger RNA from Scomber scombrus (Atlantic mackerel), 1668 nucleotides. Its product is annotated as cytochrome c oxidase assembly factor 3 homolog, mitochondrial. Gene Ontology annotation, cellular component: mitochondrial inner membrane. The record is from RefSeq and is a predicted model, not a curated record. The transcript is spliced from 2 exons. NCBI's taxonomy places the organism in Eukaryota, Metazoa, Chordata, Actinopteri, Scombriformes, Scombridae. The coding region runs from base 6 to 305 and encodes 99 amino acids. Gene Ontology annotation, biological process: mitochondrial respiratory chain complex IV assembly.
CAGACAUGGCCGACAAGACACCGAAGGAGUCUGAUGCUCCCUUUGCAAAGAGGAUAGACCCGACUAAAGAGGGUCUAUCCCACCAGCAGCUGCACUAUAUCAAACAGGCAGAGAUGCAGCAGUGGAAGAAGAGGACACAGAAGCUGACAACACGAAACGCGUUGACAGGACUGUUCAUCGGAGCUGCUGUGCUUGGUAUCUAUGGCUACACAUUUUACUCCUUCUCCCAGGAACGGAUCAUGGAAGAACUCGAUGAAGAAGCCAAGCGUACAAGAAUGCAGGGACCCAAGACCGGUGCCAACUGAGAUGCGUGUGUUGCCUGUUGUUGGACUUUGUCUCUGCAAUUAACCAAGAAAGGACUUAUGUAGACACUGCUAUCACUGAUUCAUAUUCCAUGGCCAGCUGCUGUUAGGGUUGUAUAGGCAGCGCUGGUCAUUGUUUUGUCUUGAUUGUGAAGGGUGAUUGUGUGUUUCUACAGCUGACUUAAAUCUAGAUGUGUCUUUAUUUGCUUGCCUGUCAGGGGAAGGGACUGAUCUGCUGACCUCAACAUGACGUUACAUGCUGCCCAAAAGGCCCAGACUGUAGAGUAAUAACCAUUUUUACCUAAUACAAUUCCAGCCAGUGCAGUCUGAUCAUCUCUUAUGGAUUCAGUAUAAAGGGGAGAAUAUGCUAAACUUCAUUCAGCAAAUCAUGUUAAAUUUACAGUGGCCUUCAACAGAAACACAAUGCCAGUGACACUGCUGAAAUGACACACGGAUCAACCUGUUGAAACUGCUAUUUAUGUUGAUAAAGUGAUAAUUUGUAAAAUAAAAUCUUAUGUAUUUGAUUUUUUUUAAUACAAUCAUGACUCUAUGUAAGUAUUUCUGCAAGUAAAAGACAUUGGGUGAAGCAGUAAAGAUGACAGAAGAGCAGUGGUAUUUACAAUUACAUUUAUUUUUCUCAAAAAUUUGAUAUACAGAGUCUGAUCUAGCCACCAAAUCUGGAGAGUAAAAAUAUAAAAUAAGACAUUGUAAGGGAAAGGCACAGAUUCAGCAUGGCAGGACAGCAGCUUCAGAAAGCAAUACAAUUAUUAUUUACAUUCAAAAUUUUGAAAUGAAACUUUUUCUUUGAAUAUAUUAUGAACUUUGGAAAAUCUUACUGGAGUUUAACUGCCAUAACAUUCAGUGUUGUGAAUAUUUUAUAAGGCAACAGCUACAGAUUCACAGCUUGGACUGAUUUCUCUAUCCCACAAUAUACUUAUUUCAACUGUGGGAAGGGCAGAUCAUCAUUACUGUGAUCCAAUACGAAAUAUUGUGAUCAAACAUCUUGUGGAAAAUGUUCUCUCAACUCCCUCAUGGAAAAUAACAGGAAACAUAUCAGCUCUUCCUCGAGUGAACACAGUUUUAUCCACAAAUGUGGUAAAUUAUUGAGAACUAAAAUAGAAUUUACUAAAGUGCACAAGGUGCUUGAUCUAUUGAAACAAGUGACAAAAAGUGAUUUUUGUUUUGUUUGUUUUUUUGCUUGAGCAAGAAUUAAGGUUGCUGAAAUAUUUUGUUUACACAUAACCUGUAAACAUAAUCUAUAAAUGCACUGUACUUAUAUACACAUUUACAAUCAACAGGAAAGCCAGUAGUCUAUAACCUAGGUGGGUUUUUCACAACUAAUCAAUACAAAGAAAUCCAGCUAUAG